GCCACCUAACCACCAACACUAUCCGUGCUUUUGGUAACCAGCCCAUCAGACUCAGCUCCUUGCCGCCAAGUUCGAGCACCGAGAUAUACGUUCCUUAUUUUCCUGAAUGAACCUCUAGCGCCCUUUUUUCUGCAUACCUCUCUGAUUAUAACUUGUCGCCGGAUUCCGGCCACCCACGGCACCGCUGUGCUGCUCCUCCCGGACCUUGGGUGUUGGACGUAGGAUCAUGGUUAACGCGGGGGAGAGCUCCCAUCGACGAACGAAAUCCUCCGCGCUGUCGCUCUUGAGGCGAAAGGGGGCGGACGACGACGUGUCUUCAGCCGACGAAGCGGCAUCCACCGGCCUCGGAAAUACCACUACAGUGUCCACCACCACGACUUCAGCCACCGAAGCGUCGAUCACCACCGCUCAACACGCCAUCAGGGGCCACAGCUCGAAAAUGUCUGUUUCCGGGACCUUCGUGAGCCGCAACCCCUCUAAUGCCCCCUCGACCGCCGGGGGCAGGUCCCUCAACCCGGCCGAUAGGGCAAGCUCGCUCGAGUCGUCCGUCAGGAAGUUCCGCAUCGUCGAAGCGCUCCGAAACGGCGAUACCGCCUUCAUUUCCAAGGCCAUCCGCGAGAGCUCCGAGAACAGCACGCAAAUGAGCGCCUCCUCCUUCACGGGGCAGUCCGCCGCCCUCGAAGACACCACCAUACUACACUUGGCCAUCCAGUGCGCCGAGCUGCCUGUGAUCGAGUACGUCCUGUCGGAUGGCGCCGGUUCUCUCGACAUCAACGCGCGGGACAAGGAUGGCAACACGCCGCUGCACAUCGCCGCAAUCCAGGGUCGGACUCCGGUCGUCCGUCUGCUGCUGGAAAACAAGGAGAUCAACGACGCCAUAGCCAAUCACCAGGGCCGUCUCCCCAUCGACCUCGCCAGAAACCCGGACAUCUUCCAGCUGCUGCAGCUUUCGAGGUCCAUAUUCGCGGAGAACAAGGUCAGACAGGUGCAGGAUCUAAUCCUCCACGGUGAACUCAAGGUCCUGGAGCAGGUGCUGGAAGAGCCGCGGUUCAAGACGGUGCUGGACAUCAACAGUCCUGAGUUUGCCUUGGAGCCAAAUACGGUCCAGACCGGCGGCACGCUGUUGCAUGAGGCCGCCCGGCGCAAAAACACAAAAUUAAUCCAAGUCCUCCUGCUCCACGGCGCCGACCCAUUCCGCCGUGACCGCAAGGGCAAGCUGCCGCAGGACGUGACGAAGGACGAGAUCACGCGGGCCAUGCUGAAGAAGUCGCCCGCUGCCGUGGCAGCUCAGCGGGGCAUUCAGGAGAAGGCCGUGCUGGGCUCCACGACCCAGGGCGCCACGACGGCGACCCCGGGCGAUCCGCUGGCCGGGCGGGAAGCGCGAGAAAUGAAGGGCUAUCUCAAAAAAUGGACCAACUACCGGAAGGGCUACCAGCUGCGUUGGUUUGUGCUGGAGGAUGGCGUCCUCAGCUAUUACAAGCAUCAGGAUGACGCCGGAUCUGCCUGCCGCGGCGCCAUCAACAUGCGCAUUGCCAAGUUGCACAUGAGCCCCGACGAGAAAACCAAAUUCGAGAUUAUCGGGAAAUCGUCGGUCAAGUACACUCUCAAGGCGAACCACGAGGUGGAGGCGAAGCGCUGGUUCUGGGCGCUCAACAACUCGAUCCAAUGGACCAAGGACCAGGCCAGGGAGGAAGAACGGCAGAAGGCCCGGAGCGCGGAGCUGCUGAAGCAGGCGAGAGCUGAGCAUUCCCACCACCUCCCAGACCCGGCCAGCGAAAGCGCCAGUCUCGGGGAGCCCUCGCGCAGCAGCAUCCAGCUCACGCGGUUGCACUCCUCCGCCCGCGCGUCCAGCAAGAGCGGCUUUCCAACGCUUGGGAACAACGAAGAGGAUGACUUCGUCGACGCGGCCACCGAGGCGGGCAAGACAGACCGCAACGGCGGGACCGUCGCGGAUGAGGAGGGCGACGACGAGGAAGAGUACGGCGAGGGAUCGAGUGGGCAGGAUUCGCCGCCAGCAAACAAAGACGCCUUCAACAUCACGGCCCAGUCGGCCAAGCUGCAGCUCGACACCAUGGCCGCCGUUACUUCGGCCCUUCUGCUCGAGUCCACCAAGAGCCCGGCGCUUCCGUUGUCUGACCCCAAGAUGGCCGAGGCACUAGCGACAUACGACGCCGCCAUCCGCUCACUCACGGGCCUCAUCGGCGACCUCCUCCGGAUCUCGAAGGACCGCGACGCGUACUGGCAAUACCGCCUCGACCGGGAAUCCGAGAUGCGGCGCAUGUGGGAGGAGAGCAUGGCUCAAGUGGCCAAGGAGCAAGAGGCACUCGAGGCGCGCGUCGGCGAGGCCGAACUGAAGCGGCGGUUGACGAAGCGCAUCCUUAAGGAGGCUGUCGAGAACGGCAUUCUUGCGGGCACUGAGGCACCGCCAUCCCCGGCUCCGGCGGCUAAAGCGGCAGCCCAGGCGGGAGCGGAGGCCGAGGCUGCUGCCGAAGCCCCGGCGGCGAAGACACCUACCCUGAAUCUGUCGCGCCAGCAGACCGUGAUAACCCAGAUCGCCGACAUCUCGGAUUCGGAAACCGACGAGGAGGAGUUCUUCGACGCGGUCGAUGCGGGCCAGGUCGAAGUAUCACAGCUGCCGCCAACGGAGCCCACCGCCCCCCAGGAAGAGAAACAGCUGGCCGUCACAGGCGCCUGCGACAUCAGCAGUUCCUUCAAGGGAUACGAGAAUGGCAUCCGCACGCGCCUGAAGAUGGACGCGGACAACCGGCCAAAGAUCUCGCUCUGGAGCAUCCUCAAGUCCAUGGUUGGUAAGGACAUGACCAAAAUGACGCUGCCGGUCUCGUUCAACGAGCCCACUUCUCUCCUCUACCGCUGUUGCGAGGACAUGGAGUAUGCGGACCUCCUCGAUCUGGCCGCCGACCGGGCGGAUUCGCUCGAGCGCUUGCUCUACGUCGCCGCGUUCGCGGCCAGCGAGUACGCAUCCACCAUCGGGCGCGUUGCCAAGCCCUUCAACCCGCUGCUCGGCGAGACGUUCGAGUACGUCCGGCCGGACAAGAACUACCGCUUCUUCAUCGAACAGGUCAGCCACCACCCGCCCAUCGGCGCCGCCUGGGCCGAGUCGCCCAAGUGGACCUACUACGGCGAAUCGGCGGUCAAGAGCAAGUUCUACGGCCGCUCGUUCGACAUCAACCCGCUCGGCACGUGGUUCCUCAGGCUGCGGCCCACCCACGGCGGCAAAGAGGACUUCUACACCUGGAAGAAGGUCACGUCCUCGGUCGUCGGCAUCAUCACCGGCAACCCGGUGGUCGACAACUACGGGCCGAUGGAGAUCAAGAACUGGACCACGGGCGAGGUCUGCCACAUCGAGUUCAAGCCGCGCGGCUGGAAAGCCUCGAGCGCGUACCUACUCUCGGGCAAGGUUGUCGACGCCAACGGCCGCGUGCGCUUCAGCAUCGGCGGGCGGUGGAGCUCCAAGAUCUACGCGCGCUACACGCCGGGCUACGAGGCCACGGUCGUCGAGCCGCCCGCGGGCAACAACAGCAGCGACGGUGGCAGCAGCACCGCCGACGGCGACGCCGGCAGCGCCAACGGCGGCGUCGACCCCACCGCCGCCGCCGCCAGCGACCCCAACAAGGCCUUCCUCAUCUGGCAGGCCAACCCGCGGCCGCAGGGGAUCCCGUUCAACCUGACGCCGUUCGUGGUGACGUUCAACCACCUGGACGACGCGCUGCGGCCGUGGCUGGCGCCGACCGACUCGCGCUUCCGGCCGGACCAGCGCGCCAUGGAGGAGGGCGAGUACGACUUCGCGGCCAGCGAGAAGAACCGGCUCGAGGAGGCGCAGCGCGCCCGCCGCCGCGCCCGCGAGGCCCGCGGCGAGCAGUUCGUCCCCGCCUGGUUCCGCAAGGCCCGCUGCGAGAUCACCGGCGAGACGUACUGGCAGUUCAACGGCGAGUACUGGAAGCGGAGGGAGAGGGCGGGGCCCAAUGGGGAUCCCAGCGUAUGGGACGGGCUGGAGCCGAUCUUUUGAUGCGCCCCCCCUGCCGGUGGAGGCCAGAGUUUGUGGAUGGGAUGGGAUGGGAUCCGGUGGCGAGGUUCUUGAUUUGACUGUUGGAUAGGGAUGUUAUUCCUAUUUGCUGACAGAAGCCGGAGGGCCCGUGUGUGAGGCGGAGGUGUUGUUGGGUUUUGGUUACCU
Thermothielavioides terrestris NRRL 8126 is the source of this 4192-nucleotide messenger RNA. RefSeq lists its product as uncharacterized. The coding region runs from base 440 to 4027 and encodes 1195 amino acids. Gene Ontology annotation, cellular component: intracellular membrane-bounded organelle; membrane; cytosol. Gene Ontology annotation, molecular function: protein binding; sterol binding. Lineage: Eukaryota; Fungi; Ascomycota; Sordariomycetes; Sordariales; Chaetomiaceae. Gene Ontology annotation, biological process: endocytosis; exocytosis; piecemeal microautophagy of the nucleus. The transcript is spliced from 3 exons. The record is from RefSeq and is a predicted model, not a curated record.